AUGUUUCUGCUUAGCUCACAUAACUUGGUUCUCAUCGUUGCUGUCGUCAUUGUCGUCGUGUUCAACCCCACACCUUUGGCCAUGCAUUCUACAACAUUCAUAAUACCACCUUUGUACUUGCCAUUGCGCCGACGACUCCUCUCCGACAUCUAUCCAUCGGAUACCUACUGCGCGCAAAACCACAGCUCUGUCCCUCGGACUACGUCUCACCCCACGCCCUACAAGUCAUUAGAGGAGAUUCUCGCUGCCCGCGUGCCGAAAUCAGAGGGGAUAGCACUUGCCCACAGUGAUUGUCUCAUCCUAAUGCCAUUUCCAAACAGCAACGGCGGGCUGUGGAUCUCCUCGCCGAACAUGGAGUUCGUGCCAGAACUGCCUACCUACGAGGACAGUGUUCCAUUCAGCUUCUUUUCCGACGGAAUGCUGGGGGCCUUUGAACAUCUCAAGUGGCCUCAGGUCUUUGAUGGAAGAGAGCCACACGCCAUCGCCAUCCCGGGCAACCCUGAUUUGAUGCUGAACAUCAAGAUCCAGGAGUUUCCCUUGCUAGACGCAAAAGAGAUUUUACCCGAUUUUGAGGACAAGGACAUACCAUGGUUGGCCGUUGACUCCAAAGACUUCGACGUAGCCCUGCAUUUACUGCAAAAAGACGUGGGCUUUCUAACUUCUUCCAUGCAUGCUCGCCUUCACACCGCCGCGAGUGAGGUCAUUGCAUGGGCCAUCACUGAAGCUGACAACCUAUCCUACGUGGCUGCGCCGAGCUGGCUGGAAGCGAACAUCCAUGACAACACUUUGGAAGGAUUCGGGGACAUGCUCAGGCGAUACAGUCUCACUGGGCAGCCGACGGUCCAGUGUGCUAUUGCAGUUCUGAGGGCUGACCGGGAAGGUGGUGAUCGUUCUGAGACACAGGAAGAGGGUCAGAGUCAGCAAACCUCUAUGGAUGAUCCAGGCAAAAGAAGAAGGGGCGCACGAAUGGCGAACCCUGUUGCACCGGCCCCCGCCGUUCCACCAACAAUAGAACCUCCCAAGCAAGCACAAAGGGUGCAGAAUUGGCUACAGAUUAGAACAUGGUGCAUGUACCAGGCCUAUUCGUGUGUUGACCAGGCCCCGGUCCUCAUGAUGGCCUCGCAGUGGAAAAUUGCCUUGGAGGGCAACUAUUUCGCUGUCUACUAUCCAAAGGGGGCCGAAAUCCUGCCUGAGUCCUCUGUAGCUAACAUCCGACGCCUUCCUGAAGCCCCAACACCUCAGUCGACCCUGGGAAAGCGCGCUCGUUCUGAUACCAGGGCAGACAGCAACGUCAAGCUGAACAAUGUGGAGCGGCAUCGUCUCAGGCGGCUCAUGGAGCAGGUGGACAUCAACAUCUGGUUUGAGGUGCACGGCAUGUUUAGCCCUUAUCGCCCUGAUGCCCAGCCGCUUCCGACAUGGCAGAACAGGACUGUGAACUUCGAUCGGGCCCGCAAGGAUGAAAAUUUGUGGGCGGAGCUCACUUGGGAAAUCUCGUAUGUGAUCAUGUGCAUCUGGAACAAUGAGUACAAGAUUUGGGAUCAGCCAGGGCAUGAUGCGCAAGACUGGCUCAUAUUCCCCAACUGGCACAGGCUUGGCCGCAUCAAGACCCUCCUUUUCCUCAGUGGGAUGUGCAAAAAGAGCGAGAUACUCUUCCUAGAACUCCUGAGCAUGAGUGCCAGACUGUGCAGGAGCAAGAACAUGCUGAAAGGCUCCAAAUGA
Molecule: messenger RNA, 1719 nt
Organism: Heterobasidion irregulare TC 32-1
Lineage: Eukaryota; Fungi; Basidiomycota; Agaricomycetes; Russulales; Bondarzewiaceae
Exons: 9
Coding region: 1-1719 (572 amino acids)
Source: RefSeq, a predicted model, not a curated record